AUGAAAUUAUCUUUCAAUGUUGUUCUUACAGUGACAGUUUUGCUGUCACUAUACUCAAAACUAGCAGGUGCAUUCUGUGUUUAUAAUAAACUGGAAGGUGAUAGUCCUACUUUCUUAGUGUUCAAGGAUCUUGAAAAUUUUAGUCGAGCUUUCAAAAAAGAAGUUGCCCAAGGUGACCACGAAUGCUGUCCAUAUGAUAAUGGCGAAUGUAAUUUUGGUCGUCAGCGUGAUUCUCCAAUAAUCUUGAAAAUCCGGUUUGGUUUUGACCAUGUGAGACCAAGUGAAGCAAAUAGACUGUAUUUUAUUGAAUGCGAAGGAGGAGCAGGGAUUUCUAUCAUUGGAUCAACUCAAGCAUUUUGUAUUUACAAUGAGCUUGAAGGGGACGGUGCUACUGUUUAUGCAUACAACAUUAUAUCAGACGAAAGUAAAGCCUUCAAGAAAAAUAUUGAACGGGGCGGUAAAGAGUGCUGUCCUUUUGAUAAUGGGGAUUGUAAUCCAGGUGGUCAGAAAAACUCUCCUUUAGAUUUGCAUUUCAGAUUUGUUUUUAGACAUCUCAGUCCAUUCGAAUUUGUAAGAAAGUAUAUUGUGAGCUGUGAAGGAGGAGCAGGUAUUACUAUUACAGGUUCUUCUUAUGAGGAUCUUGCCUAUGUAUGCGAUAAAUCGGAUGGAAACAUCUUGAGUGGACAGUUAUUAGAAUAUGCCGACAGCAACUUAUUAUAG
Messenger RNA from Mucor mucedo, 720 nucleotides. RefSeq lists its product as uncharacterized. The coding region runs from base 1 to 720 and encodes 239 amino acids. The transcript is spliced from 6 exons. The record is from RefSeq and is a predicted model, not a curated record. Lineage: Eukaryota; Fungi; Mucoromycota; Mucoromycetes; Mucorales; Mucoraceae.